Messenger RNA from Colletotrichum spaethianum, 1542 nucleotides. RefSeq lists its product as uncharacterized. The transcript has a single exon. The coding region runs from base 1 to 1542 and encodes 513 amino acids. The record is from RefSeq and is a predicted model, not a curated record. Lineage: Eukaryota; Fungi; Ascomycota; Sordariomycetes; Glomerellales; Glomerellaceae.
AUGGUUUCCCCAGAUACUUCGGGCCUCAAAUGGGUGCGCACCUUUUGGGGUCUCGAGCCUCGAUGGACCAUCGACCCCGACACUACAGUGAUCAUGGAGACCGUGAAAAGCACCCUCAACAUUCGGAGCGACUGCAGCAUAGACUUUCUGGCAGAGGGUGCCUUUAAUAAACUCUACAUCGUCAAAUCUACCGAGAAUGAGGUCGUCGCUCGGAUCACUUUGCCAGUUGAGCCAAAAUGGAAGACCCUCAGUGAGGUUGCGACAGUGCAAUGGGUUCACCAGAAUACCAGUCUUCCGGUCCCGGAGAUAUUAGGGUUCAGUUCGGAUCGUGCCAACCCCGUCGGCUUUGAAUGGAUCAUCAUGACGAAAGUUCCAGGCAGACCGUGGGCUGAUGUCUGGCGUGAAGUCCCCUUUGCAGCAAAGGAACAACUGAUACGCCGAAUCGCAUUGUUUUGUUCCGACGCCUUCUCCCACCAAAUGCACGGCAUUGGUAAUCUAUUUCCGAACUCUACACCAACCCAAAACUCAAGUCAUCCCGAGCCUAAGCCAGAGGAGAGAGCGUUUGAGACGAAUAGACCUUUUGACGAAACAGGGCCUCCCAGUCAAAAGCGUCUUGACACUGGUGACAGCCCCAAUCGAGAUUUGGGGCUCACGGAUGCCGCAACGCCUUCUAUCACUGGCUUUACCGUCCAGAGAAUGGUCACCACAGACUUCAUUGGAAUUGAUAUUGAUCCAAAAGUACCUCGUGGACCUUUUGCAACCAGUAGCGAAUGGUUAACUGCCCGGCUCGAUCUUACCGAAUUCGACUGCAAGAGUCGCCUGAGCCGGGUGCUAGAAUCCAGCUCAGUUGACGUUUCAGAGACCACAAACAAUCGUACCGCAGCAAUAAAUGAAGUCGGUACAUUGGGCGAGGGAGAAGAUAUCGAAAGGAAUAGCGAAAACGAGGAUUCUGCGGACAACGGAGAUGAAGAUGACGACCCCGAGGACCCCGAGGACCUUGAGAACACCUUGAACAUCAUUAUGAAGCUCAGGGCUCAACUGCCAAAUUUCUUUCCUCCCGGGGGACCCGACAAGGAGCCUUCAGUCAUAUUCCACGAUGACAUGAACCGACAUAACAUCCUGGUUAAUGAAGCAGGAGCUCUGACAGCUGUUGUGGACUGGGAUUGCGUUUCUGCUUUACCACUGUACGCCGCAUGCCAGUACCCACCCUUCUUACAAGGCAAACCGCUCGAAGUUGAGCCCAUCAAGAGCAAAUACCAGCAUGACGAAAACGGAGAUGUCGUAGAGCUCUACUGGGAGCAUCUGGAGGACUACGAGCUGACUCAGUUGCGACGGUUGUUCUUAGCGGAGAUGCAAAAGCUGCAGCCUGACUGGGUGUCCAAGUUCAACUCGAGUCAGCGACAGAGGGACUUUGAUCUUGCAGUUUCAUCAUGCGAUGAUCCUUUCAUGAUACGGAGAAUCAUGGGUUGGUUGAGCGAUCUAGAGUCGGGAGCUGAAGGGAUUCGGGGUCUUGAAGAGAGGAUAGAUAAUCCGUCUAUGUAG